GGAUUUUUUUUUAUUGAAAUUUUAAUUAAAGCAAAAGUAUUGAAUCUCAAUUUAAAUAACAAAAUACAUUAGCAUAAAACAAAUGACAGAUAAUACUAAAAAGGUAUAUAUAUAUAAAUUAAUAAUUUGUUUAGGAAGCACCACCAAAAAGACCCUAAUGUGCAUUCUUUAUUUACAAAUAGGAGGUGUACUAAUAAGUCAAAGAUGCUCAUCCUGGCAAGAAAAUGACCGAUAUCACAAAGAUUAUCUCUGAAUAGUACAAACAACUUCCAAAAGAUAAAAUUGAUUAAUACGAAUAAAAAUACAAAGAUAGCAAGGCUAUAUUUGAAAAAGAUAAGAAGUUCUCAUUUCUAAAUAUAUUUUUAAUAGAAUCUAUGAAGAUAAAUAUGGAAAGAUUAAGAAUGAGAGAAAGAAAAAGAAGGAAGAUGGUAAGGGAACCAAAAAAACUCAAAAGAAGUAAAAGAAAUAAGAAUCAGAUGAAGACGAAAGUGGAUCAGACGAUGAUUGAGGAUUCAUA
Paramecium sonneborni is the source of this 517-nucleotide messenger RNA. The record is from the annotation of a GenBank genome assembly. Lineage: Eukaryota; Ciliophora; Oligohymenophorea; Peniculida; Parameciidae.